Venturia canescens is the source of this 6681-nucleotide messenger RNA. It is a transcript of the gene Regnase-1, whose product is annotated as endoribonuclease rege-1-like. Bases 1736 to 3736 code for a protein of 666 amino acids. The record is from RefSeq and is a predicted model, not a curated record. Gene Ontology annotation, cellular component: cytoplasmic ribonucleoprotein granule; nucleus. NCBI's taxonomy places the organism in Eukaryota, Metazoa, Arthropoda, Insecta, Hymenoptera, Ichneumonidae. Gene Ontology annotation, molecular function: RNA endonuclease activity; mRNA binding; metal ion binding. The transcript is spliced from 6 exons.
GGGGAUUCCUGCUUCUCUCGCAGCAUGUGACGUUCGUCCACGGUGCACAAGAUCUCCGGUGCGGGUUCCAUUCACUAACCGGCUACUCCAUAGUGGCGAGGCGCUGUUGCGGCUCGCUGACUAUAGAGUUGGAUCGCGAGGCUCGCCGGUUGUACCGUUUUGGCUCUUCCCUCUCAGUCCCGCAGCGUCGUCGCGGGUCCGCUUGAACUCUGUCUCUGUCGCUUCCCUCUCCAGCUUUUCUCCGGCUGUACAAACUUCGCGAUGUAAGUUGUAUGUCGUUUCCUCUUAUCCCUCACUCACUCAAACACACGGAGAAUUAUUUCCAUUCUCCGCGGGCUGAACGGAGUGAGCAAUGUGCUCGAGUGCGUCCCUCCCUCUUCAGCUCCACAUUUUCUCUCUCCUUCUUCCUCAUUCAUUUCUUUCGUUGUAUACAUGCCGGGAAUCGAUCGGGGCGGAUCGUUUGAAAUCGAAAGGGCGAAGCGAUCGGGCCGAUGUCAAAGACAUGAGCCCUUUUCGGUGCGAGCCGGCGUCGAAUCGUCGCAGCGUCCGAGCUCUCGAAGGCUCCAAGUACCGCGCUUUUUCACGGUUCAUACGCCUUUUUCCUCUCGUGCCUUUCGGCUCAUAGAUAUAGCAGCAUUUAUCUACCUGCCUGACGAUCUUUCCUCCUAAGUAUUCGUCUCCUUUCUCGCUCUCUCUCUCUCUCUCUCUCUCUCUCUCGCCCCCUGCUCGGUCUUUCCAUAUUUUAUUUACCUGCUGGUACCGCGGCGCGGAGCCGAGACGGGGGCAAAAAGAGCCGCGGCAAAGUAGAGGGAUCCGGAGACUCGUCGAGCUCAGACUCGUGGCGAAGCCGACGAAACUCGCGGUUACGUAUUUCUCUUCAGUUCUCUCUCGGCGCUCUCACUGCCGAGAUUCACGAGCGGAGUCUUCCGAUUUUUCACUUUUUCCUUAACUUUGCCUACUUCUGUGCAGUGCUUAUUCGCAUGCGUUGUUCGACAAGUUCGAAAUCGUGGAUUUUCGCAGGUCCGAAAUACGCUCUCCCCUUCCCCCCUCCCUCCCCCUGAAAUGUAAACGGAGAUUUUCGCGUCACGAUCUGCUUUUGUUUCUUACCGAUAUGACUCAAAAGCAAUGAGCCAUCGCUUCCUGCCAGUGCUCCAUGCAUAAUCGAGUGCUCCGAAGUGUCGCGUGCUCCCUGCUAAUCGAUAUCCGAGUGACGGAAAUAAUAAGAAAAAUCAUUUUUGAGCCUGGUCGAUCGAAAGAUCCCGAAGCAGACGCACUCUCUCCGUCGAUCUCACGUCCAUAAAGUAUACGUGACGAUGCACAUGUGAAUAUGUAUAUGUAGUAUUACAUCGAGUGUGGGAGAACGAGUUUUUCGACUGUGUGACCGUGAAGUGGUCGACGGGAUCUCUCUCGGGUUCUGUGACGACUUAAAAAAGUAUACGUAUAUGUAUAUGUGUAUGGAUAAAUGGACAUAUAUAUAAUAAUCUAUUGUAUACGUUGAUACGUACACGCAGGAGAGCCGAAGAUAGCUCUUCUGGCCCGAGGAUGUGUGACCGGCCUCCGUUGUGAAAGUGGUGCCGAUUGAAAUACUCCGAGGCUUCUUUUAUCUGUUUUCCUUUUUCGUUUUUUUCUUUUUUCGUUUCUUUCUGUGCACCGGUUUUUCCGUCUCUUUUUCGGGAUCCUCAUUUCGUUGAUUUUGUCGUUAACGCUGCCGUCGAACGAAGAAACAGGAUUCAGGAUGACCGUGGCUGGAAAGAGAUAUGUCGAUUGCACAGUUCUGGGUUCCGGUAGCGGAACAGCAGAAGCUGAGGAUUCGUCGUACGACAGUGACUACGAAGCCGAGGAUUCGAUCGGCUCGAGUAACGUCCACGCACAACUAGAGUCGCAGGUUUCCUCUUCGUCACAUUCCGACGUUUCUAGAACAGCGUCGGAUACGUUGGCAGCCGAGUUCGCUGAAUACGUGACCGUCCAAGGGCCCUCGCCGAUCCAGAACCCUGGAUACACGGCGAGGGUUGAAUUUGCCCUUAAGCUGGGCUACACGGAGCGUCUGGUGCAAGCGGCAUUGCACAAACUCGGGCCCGAUCCCGGCCAGAAUGAAUUGCUCGCCGAGCUCAUUAAGCUCGGCGCUAGUAGCUCCAAAUUGGCCGACACGCCGGACGAAUCCGAUGGAUUUUUUGAUAACGAUUUUACCAACGAUGAUCCAGGCCAUUCGUUCACUUCCAGCCCCGUUGCCCUUCGACCUGUCGUCAUCGACGGCAGCAACGUCGCCAUGAGCCACGGCAAUAAAGAAAUAUUUUCGUGUCGAGGCAUCAAAAUUUGUGUCGAAUGGUUUCGAUCCAGAGGACACAAAGAAAUUACGGUUUUUGUACCCAAAUGGAGAAAAGAAGCUUCCAGACCGGACAACCCAAUCGCCGAUCAAGAAAUACUCGGCGAAUUGGAGAGGGAUAGACUUCUCGUUUUCACACCGUCCAGACUCGUCGGAGGCAAGCGUAUGGUGUGUUACGACGACCGUUACAUCCUCCGAUUAGCAGCGGAGGUUGAUGGCAUCGUCGUCAGCAAUGACAAUUACAGGGAUCUAGCGCAAGAAACUCCGGAGUUCCGCAGGGUCGUGGAGGAACGAAUUCUCAUGUACAGCUUCGUAAAUGAUCGUUUUAUGCCACCUGAUGAUCCCUUGGGAAGGAGCGGACCGACACUCGAUAAUUUUUUGCGAAUAGGUCCACGGAGAACCGACCCAGCGCCACCGUGUCCCUAUGCCAAGAAAUGCACAUAUGGAAACAAAUGUAAAUUUCGUCAUCCGGAGCGUGGCCCUCACCCUCACAAAUCAGUGACCGAACGUCUCGUGGAGCACGCUCAGCGUCAUCUUCAAGCUCGUGGACCGAGCCUCAGUCUGCCGCUACCAUCGGCGACGUCCGCGACCAAUGUUCAUUCCCAGCACCAACCUCUUUGCAAAGCCAGGUCGGCAUUGCCAGGAAACAUCGUAAAAUCGUCUUCCUCGGUGCCGAAGAGCAGAUCCGUCGAAAAUGUUACCGCGGAUGUGACGAUAGUGUCAAAUAACAUUGUCUAUGGUCAGCAGAUGACGACGAGCCAAAAUGUACAAGGAUAUCCGUCGGCCGUAGGCUGGCCAGCUCCACGAGCCAACAACCCGGAUCCAGAACCGGCCAAUAUGCACAGAAAACUACAACGUCAAUUGACCCUCAAUCCAGCAUGUGAUCCGAGGUUGUAUCAGCUUCGAAGAUAUCAUCAACAGCCCCAACAACCACCUCAAUUAGCGACCAGUCAGCAGCAACAAGUUUUACCACAGCAGUCCAUCAUCAAUUCGUCACUUUCAAAUAUACAACACAGACCACUAGCGAGGCACGCCAGCAAUGAGACACCUUAUUCAAUUGGCAUGAAAUGGGAACGCCCUGAUCAUCCAAAUCACCAGCACGUAACACGCAUCGCAUCAGCUCCAGAUUCGUACCGGGGUUGGCCACCUCGAGGAACAAAUGUUACGGUACCAACGCGAGGUCAUCGUCUGGGCACUUCGGAUCCACAAUUGAAUUUAUUGCCAUCACCUCCUGGGGCUAGUAUACACGCUGCUUGGGGUGCGCAAGCACUGGAUGCACGUCGGCGUCUUCAUUAUCACCUCGCAAAUAUAUUUCCCGAAGAACAGGUUCAGGCUGCGAUGGCGUUAAACCCACACGAGACGGAUCCUCAACAAAUUUGUGCUGCGAUCCUCGGCAUGUUCCCUAAACCGUAGGAACGCGAAAAGAGAACUAUUUUGGGAAAGCGAUAAAAACGGAUAGAUUUUCGGAUGAAUUUUCAUCUGAAGAGCAUUUUUUUCACAAUAGAGAAAAAAGGUUGACUGAGAGGAGAUAAAUGAAAAAAAUAAUUAUGGAUAGUUACAUCUCAAAUGAGAAUUCACGAUGUUGAUCAUUCGAUAAAAGCGAAAAACUCUUCAAGAUGAUUUUCCAUCGGGAAGAGUUUUUCGUGAGGACGAGUAAUUAUAAUGAUUCUUCGAUCGGACUAAUACGGUCCUAUGUGAUACCGAAGAGUCAUCGGAUUUGUUAAGACACACUCUCCAUGAGAGUGACGAAUAUUAACUCGAGAAUUGCAUGAACGAUAUUUUUUCGGUUUCAUGUAAUAGAGAGUAGGCGAUUCCAAUCUCUCCACGCGAAAGCUUCCACUUUCAAUUGAUCGGCACUCCGUUUCCAUGAACUGAAAAUUCAGUGGAAUACUAUCGUUAUUACUUUUAUUAUAAGCGACAUGGGAAAAGUGAUUCAAUAUUGAUUCAAUAUCUUUGCAUUAGUUGACGUUUAUACGUCAACUACUUUUUUUCAUUUCGAUAACUCCCGAAUUCUAUAGUAACAAAGCACUUUUCUCUUGUACUGUAGAACGAUAUCGAAGUCGAUCCGAUUUAAAACUUUAGCCACGAUCAUUUCUAUUCAGGAAUGAUUUUUCAUAAAUUUUUUUUUUGCUCUCUGUAGAAAUUUUCGGUGGUGACGUUAUUGUUGUUGAGGUAUCAGAACUUUUUCCUCAAUUUUUUGGAGAACGAUUCAUUGAAAGCUUCGAGUUUAACUUUACACUUUGAAAAUAAUUAUUUGAUGUCGAAAAAAUUUGCAAUUCAACAAUGAUCCAAGUAAUUAUACAAUUUUCAAAACUUUAUCAGUGUUGAUUUUCAAUAACGAGAAAAAAUUUACAUUUUUUCGAUGUGAAUACUGGAAAUGAUGUAAUUGCAACCUCGAUUUCUUGAUAAUCGAAGAAUGCUAUAUUGUCUGUUAUAAAAAUGAGAAAGAAGGUCAGUGAUUGUUCAACUAGCAGUGUCUUUCGUAAAUUGUGUAUAUAUUGCUAUAAAUAGUAGAUAUAAAUAAAUUAAAGUUUGGAUGUCGGUGUAGAGAAAAAGAUUGCUCUCUUUGACGUACCACAAUAUCGUGGUCCAGUCGAAGUUUGUUGUCAAAUCUUACUAUCAAUAGAUUUCUGUUGCGUAUUUCGUUGUUUUCUCCCGGCUAGCUAAACUUGGGUUAGCAUCGAGCGAGAGUACAACUGCGUAUUCGAAACUAAUCCCUAAAUAUUUUUCGUUCAUUUUUGUAAUAAUUAUUUUAAUUAUUUGAAUAUGCACGUUCAUAAUGGUUUUGUAUUAUUAUCACAGCUGGCGACAGACCAGGGCAUUAUGAUAAAAAUUAAGUUUUAUUUUCUGUAUAAAAUGAUUGUUCUACAUACAGCACAGACGAACGUCAAAUUGUUUUUGUUCUAUUCUUAUUAUUUUAAAAACUCCUCCGAAUUACGUGUUACGAAGAACGGUGAAUCGAGGCGGAGAUGAAAUUUUAGUGACUCACAUUGAGUCCUCAAGGAGGCGUUUUCGCCAAUCCUUUUAUAAAAAAAAAAAAAAAAAAUAAGGAGAAUCCUUCUUCGAUAGUCUAAAAAAUGGCAUUUUUUAAAGAAUUAGUUUAAUUUUACUAAUGAGUCACGAGAAUUUGGUCUGAAUGAAAAUAGCCAGCAACAUGAUCGAAAAAUUUUCCAUUUGUCCGUCAUCUUUUUUUGGUGAUUUUCUAGUUUUGUAUUCAACGAAAAUGUUUUCAUAUGAUUUUUCAUACAGCCGCUCCUGUUGGAUGCACACAAACUCGCAAAAAUUCGUUAACGUGGAUGGAAGAUCACAUUCGGAAAAUCUAUAAAAUUGAUUGGGAAUAUUCUGCGGCUGUGAAUUACGAAUGCAUGUGACGAAAAAUGCAUGGACAUUGUUAUCUACAGUGAUCAUAUUACACCCUCUGAAUACGAGUAAAAAAAAUUUGCAGUUCUGAAAGGGGGAAAUUUAUCUUUAACGAAUUUCUAUGCAAAAUAAAAUUUCUGCUCUUCUUCCUGGCCCAAUUUCCAAAAUUAAGAAAUUUUGAAUUAAAAAAUAAACGUCCCCGAGUUGCGUAUUCGAUUCAAAAGUGUUCAAACAGCUAUUGAUUUUUUACAAAUUUAUCAAACACAUUGCACCGAAGUCAAGGAGUUAGUUUAAAUGAAAUCAAACGAUUUAUACACAGUGUGAUUGUGAUAACUUUGAGAAGCAUCAUUCUUCCAUGUUUACAGGUUCUAUAGAAAGUUGAUAGAUAUGUAUGAAUAUGCAUGUGCCAAACGACAAACAUUCAAAUGUGAGAAGGGACCGUUCUCGAAAACAUCAAGCUUGAAACAAUUUUUUUAUGAUCAGAUAUUUUUUCUAUCUAGAGAAUUUGAAAAAAUUUGAUAUAUCUAUUUGUAGUGUUUUGAAUAUUUAAAAGAUACAUGUCUGUAUACUCGGAAUGUAUGCCAAUACAAUACUGUGUAUUGUUGAAUUAUAGGAGUUACUUAGUAAAUUCAUAGUAACUUCUAAUAUUGUACGUUAUUUUUAACAAAAAAAAAAGUACGUUGAAUGAUUUUUAACAGUGCGAUGCCUCUGGAAUUUGAUGGAAAAUCAGAAACAUAAAGUAUAUAUAUAUAUAUAUCGUUGAGAAGCGAUAUAACUUAUUUUUUUUUAUCUAUCGAAUCUCUUUUACACAUGUGAAUUUACACUCACAAAUAAUUAUUUUACCGUCGUUCAUAUGCGACGCAGACCACAAAAUAUUAUUAUGUUAAUAGUACAUGGAAUAUUAUAUAUAUAAAUAUGAAUAUAUAAAUAUAUAUAGAAAAAAUUGUAUCAAUGUUAUUGCCAAUGGAUUGUGAAAUAAAUGUUUUUUUUUCUACUUA